AUGUUAAUUCCUCUUUGCAACCCUUCUCUUUCGCUUCAUUCAGCUUCAAUUCAUGGAAAACCUAACAAGACUAUCGUCUCAAUCACGAACUCUGCAUCUUCCGGCAACAGAAUAAGCACCCAGCGAAGAACUAUCUCAGCAUUCGAAGCUCGAAUCUCUCUAAUCUUCGCUCUCGCUUCCCAAUCCACCUCUCUCUCGCAGCGACUUGUUGCCGAUUUUGCUACCGACACUGCAAAAUACUUGUUUCCUAAAAGAUUUGAAAGCCAAACUCUCGAAGAAGCGUUGAUGACCGUUCCGGAUCUCGAGACUAUCAAGUUCAAAGUUCUGAGUAGAAGGGACCGGUAUGAGAUUAGGGAAAUUGAGCCUUACUUUGUAGCAGAGGCUACAAUGCCUGGGAAGAACGGGUUUGAUUUCAGCGGUGCUUCUCAGUCAUUUAACGUUCUUGCUGAAUACCUUUUUGGUAAGAAUACAACGAAGGAAAAAAUGGAAAUGACUACACCCGUUUUUACCAGUAAGAAUCAAUCGGAUGGGGUUAAAAUGGAUAUGACAACUCCUGUGUUAACAACAAAGACGGGAGAUCAAGAUAAAUGGAAAAUGUCUUUUGUCAUGCCUUCAAAGUAUGGUUCUAAUUUGCCACUGCCAAAAGAUUCCUCUGUGACAAUUAAAGAAGUGGCUAGAAAAAUAGUUGCUGUAGUUGCCUUUUCAGGUUUUGUAAAUGAUGAAGAAGUUAAGCGGCGUGAACUGAAACUGAGAGAAGCUUUGAAAACUGAUGGACAGUUCAAAAUUAAAGAGGGAACUUCAGUAGAAAUUGCACAGUACAAUCCCCCAUUUGCUCUUCCAUUUCAACGCCGUAACGAGGUUGCAUUGGAAGUGGAGUGGAAAAAUCAGUAG
Messenger RNA from Vicia faba (fava bean), 891 nucleotides. Lineage: Eukaryota; Viridiplantae; Streptophyta; Magnoliopsida; Fabales; Fabaceae. The record is from the annotation of a GenBank genome assembly.